Molecule: messenger RNA, 2164 nt
Organism: Centropristis striata (black sea bass)
Lineage: Eukaryota; Metazoa; Chordata; Actinopteri; Perciformes; Serranidae
Product: transforming growth factor beta-1-induced transcript 1 protein-like
Exons: 12
Coding region: 168-1598 (476 amino acids)
Source: RefSeq, a predicted model, not a curated record
UCCUCCUCUUGGCGGAUAACGGUGUCCAAGAAGUUAUCCAGGACAGACAAUAGCACCGGGACUAGUCUAUCUUGCGGGCUUUGAUACGCGUCCAUCACUACUUAUUAAUGCUGUCCGCGUCCGUGUUGUGUCACUCACAGAGAAAAACGCUCGGCUGAAACCACACCAUGGACGAUUUGGGAGUGCCUGAGCCACUUAACUACCCUCUCAGUCCUCGUAUUGUUGUGUUUGAUGCCCUCCUCGCCGAUCUGGAGAACACCGGCUCUCCUCUAGCUCGGUGUCCUGUCCUACUCACCUCUGACCCUCCAAAAACUGCCGACCCCGAGAACCAGGAGACCGCCGCCCCCCGGCCGCCGCCGCCCGCCUACACCCCACAGCAGACUGUUUCUGCUGCAAUGAAAUCUUCCCAGAAUUCCAAUCCAGACAAAUUAUACAGCACAGUGUGUAAACCGCGCUCUCCACGCACGGCUGAUCCUCCUCCAGCCUUCUCCUCCUCCUCGCUGCUGGGAGGAGGUCUGAGUGAACUGGACCAUCUGUUACAAGAGCUGAAUGCCACCCAGUUCAACAUCACAGAUGAGAUCCUGGCUCAGUUUCCUUCCUCUAAGAAUGAUGAGAGAGACAAGAUCAAAGAUAAGGCGGCGCCCUCCUCCUCCAGCUCUGCGAAGCCUUCAGCAACAUCGGCCACACUGGAACUGGACAAACUGAUGGCUUCUCUGUCCGACUUUAGAGUCCAGAGCACACCAGCUGCACCUGUCAGUCCAGUAGUGACGACACCACAGCAGCCCGCCGCCCCGCCACAGGCCUCAUCCGGGGGCGGCUCAUUGGACAGCAUGCUGGGGCUGCUUCAGUCAGAUCUGAGCCGACAAGGAGUCCAAACCUCCUCCAAAGGAAACUGUUCAGCUUGUCAAAAACCAGUAGUAGGACAGGUGGUAACAGCUCUUGGGAAGGUGUGGCACCCGGAGCACUUUGUGUGCACCGAGUGUGAGACGGAGUUAGGCAGUCGCAACUUCUUUGAGAAGGACGGGCGGCCGUACUGCGAGUCGGACUACUUCACCCUGUUCUCCCCUCACUGUGCGCACUGCAACAAGCCCAUUCUAAACAAAAUGGUCACUGCUCUGGAUAAGAACUGGCACCCAGAGUGUUUCUGCUGUGUGAAGUGCAGCCGGGCGUUUGGAGAGGAAGGUUUCCAUGACCGUGAGGGCCAGCAGUACUGCCAGCAGUGCUUCUUGACUCUGUUUGCCUCCCGGUGUCAAGGAUGCAGCCAGCCCAUCCUGGAAAACUACAUCUCAGCUCUCAACUCUCUGUGGCACCCGCAGUGUUUCGUAUGCAGGGAGUGCUACUGCCCCUUCGUCAACGGCAGCUUCUUCGAACAUGAGGGUCAGCCGCUGUGCGAGGCCCACUACCACCAGUCCCGCGGCAGCAUGUGUCAGGCCUGCCAGAAGCCUAUCCUGGGCCGCUGCGUCACCGCCAUGGGGGCCAAGUUCCACCCCCACCACCUCGUGUGUCACUUCUGCCUGAAGCCGCUGAGCAAAGGCUGCUUCAAGGAGCAGGAGAACAAACCCUACUGCCACCCCUGCUUCAUCAAACUGUUCGGCUGAGGACACUUUGCCUCCCCCCUCUGGCUCUGGGUCACCAAGUGAAGAAGCUAUUAGUUCUCAUUUUGUUUUGUUUUUUAUUGUGGGAAUGAGGGUGGAGCUGGUCUCUUUCUUGGUUUUAAGAAUAUUCGAGAUGCUAGAGGGAGGGGAAUAAAAAAUGAAUCAUCCCGCCCGUUUAAUUCCUGUUUAUUUCACAUUAAAAGUGGACUGGCAGUGUGAAAUAUGACUCUAGCAUUGGUUAGACAGAUACAAAAUGAUGCCAAAGGAUUUUGUCAUGUAUGUAACUCCUUUACAUAUGGUAUUGAUUCAAAUUGAAUACUGAAAAUUGAAUUAUUUUUGCCAAAGGUAGAACAGAAACAGUAUGUUGAGAGUAAAUGUAUUGUUUCAGUGAAGGACUUGUACUGUUGUGCAAAAUUAAAAAACAAAAUCCCCUUUAAUAUAUUUGCUUUAUUGUGCAAAAAGUAUAAGCACCACUGCAAUUGCAUUUAUACAUUGUAUGCUGACUGCUAUAUACUGUAUGUUUUGUGUAAGCUCUCAUUUGUUUAAUGUCAAAUAUUUUUUGCAUUAUU